ACUAGGUUCCGAAGUAAAGGCUUGGCCGCCCGUCAGAGGAGGGGAGCCUGCGCAUGCCCAGAGGGAGAGAAGAGAAGCGCUCGCGAGACUUUGCAUGGCUGCACUUCCGCCUCCCGUGCGGUCGUUCUUCCUUCCUUCCUUCCGGCCGGGGGCGGAAGUGGCCCGUGAGGAGCAGUGGGAGUCGCUGCCGAGGCGGCGGAGGGUCCCUCCUUCCGCCCUUUCCGGAGGGAGGCCGGGGCCGGGCCGGGGCCUGGCCUGCGGCGGCGCCAUGGCGGAGCCCAGGGAGGCGGGCGCCGAGGCGGCGCCGGGGCCCAGCGGGCUGAGCGUCCUCCCGGGGGAGGCUGCCGAGGAGCCGGGGCCGCAGGGAUCGGUGUUACUUCUGGGAGGCAAUGAAGUAAAGAGUCGAGCCGUGGUAAAGUACUCCUCUGCCCCUCCCCGAGCUGCCUUUGCCCGCCUAGAGGAGAAAACAGACUUAAAGCUUCCACCUGCCAACUGGCUACGGGAAAGUGCCAAACUUGGCCCAGCAGGAACCACCAUUCUGGGCAACAGUAAGAGAAGCAAGCCCUUUUCAAGCUUUGGUAUGGCAUACGACUUCAUUGACUCUGUUGGAAAUGAUGUGGACGUGGUAUCUGACUCAGAAAACAUAAAAAAACUCCUAAAGAUCCCCUAUAGUAAGUCCCAUGUCAGCAUGGCGGUCCAUCGCAUUGGAAGAACUCUUCUUCUGGAUGAACUCGAUAUUCAAGAACUCUUCAUGAGAUCAUCCCAGACAGGAGAUUGGACGUGGCUCAAGGAGUUCUACCAGCGGCUCAUCGAUCAGAAGUGGCAGCGGAAGAAGAAGAGCAAAGAGCAUUGGUACCAGAAGGCGAUUCUCUCCAAGUUCUUAUAUUACAGCAUCAAUGGCGAUGGCGCCGCUCAGCCCGUCCCAUCUUCAGGAGAGCCAAGAGCCUCUCCCAGCCCAGAUCAGACACACGACACAGAAGGGGCUUCCUGGCCCGCCCCUUUUGAGAUGCCGCCUUCCGUUUCUGAUGAUCCAAGUACGUCUAAUCAGGGAAGUGAGCCUCUUGAACCCUCAUAUAUAGUGGGGCAUGUGGCCUCAGCCCCAAAAGAACAAAACCUGACUACUUUAUUCAAUGACGGUGAGAACAGUCAGGGCCUUAAGAACGAUUUUGUUCGGAAUAUCUUAUGGACCUUUGAAGAUAUACACAUGUUGGUAGGCUCCAACAUGCCCAUAUUUGGGGGAGGACGGUAUCCUGCUGUUAGUUUACGCCUCAGGGAUAACAACAAACCAAUAAAUGUAUUAACUGGAAUUGAUUAUUGGUUAGACAAUUUGAUAUGCAACGUACCCGAGCUGGUGAUGUGUUUUCACGUAAAUGGAAUUGUACAGAAAUAUGAAAUGAUCAAAACAGAAGAGAUUCCCAAUUUGGAAAAUUCCAAUUUCUCUACGAAAGUGAUAAAAGAUAUUGCACAGAAUAUUUUGUCGUUCCUGAAAUCCAACUGCACCAAAGAAGGGCACACCUACUGGCUGUUUAAAGCCAGCGGCAGCGACAUCGUCAAGCUCUACGACCUCACCACGCUUUGUGAAGAGACUGAAGACAAGUACCAGAAUCCCUUCACGGUGCCAGUGGCCAUCCUGCUUUACAAGGUUGCUUGCAAUAUGAUGAUGAAGAAAAAUCAAAAUAAGAAACACUAUGGAACGAUCAGAACAUUGCUUCUUAAUUGUCUGAAGUUACUGGACAAGGGAAGACACCCUCAAAUUAUUGCUUCGGCCAAUUACAUGCUUUCAGAGCUCUUUCAAUUGGAUGAACCUAAAAAGGAAGGAAGUUCGGAGUCUCCUUUAAAUGAGAACUCUGAUGAAAGUUACAGCGAGGAAGAGGAGGAGAUGCCGGACAGCGACGAGAACGGGUCCUACGGGGCGAGCUCCGACCCCCCCGAUGACAAGAAAGCCGUGGCUGUGAUCAAGUCUGUGGGAGAAUUGUCGGUGCCAGAGAAAUACAAGUCCAUUCAUCAGAUCAGACCCAGCUGCACGUUCCCCGUCUGCCACGACACCGAAGAGCGCUGUCGGCUCGUGCUCAGCUACGUGCUGGAGGGUUUAAAAUCUGUGGACAGCAGCAUCAAAAAAGAGAGCGACCUUCCCGCGGCGGACCCCAACACGCCCAUCCCGCUAAAGUAUGAAGAUGAGUCAGCCAGUGGGGGUCCCGAGUGCCUGGAGAAGCAGAUGGCCUUGUUCUUAGAUAAAAUGGGCUCCCUCCAGGAAGGUCACUGUUCCAGCCAGUCCGGAAUGACCCCGGGGUCUUGGCAGCAUAAAAUGAAACUGCAGCUGAUCCUCAAGUCGUCCAAGGCCUACUAUGUGCUGUCGGACGCCGCCAUGAGCCUCCGGAAGUACGGGCGGGCCUUGCGCUACAUUAAGCUGGCUCUGCAGAGCCAUGAUACUUAUUGCUGCCUCUGCACCAAUAUGCUUUCUGAAGUCCUCCUGUUUCUUUCUCAGUAUUUGACUCUUUGUGGUGAUAUCCAGUUAAUGCUUGCCCAGAAUGCAAAUAACAGAGCCGCCUACCUGGAGGAGUUUAAUUAUCAGACUAAAGAAGACCAGGAGAUACUGCACAGCCUGCACAGGGAGUCCAGCUGCCAAGGGUUUGCUUGGGCAACUGACCUCUCGACAGACUUGGAAUGCCAACUUUCAGUCAGCUGCAAAUGCUAUGAAGCUGCUAAUGAGAUUUUGCUGUUCAGUGACUUAAAAAGCCAGAACCCCGAGCACUAUGUCCAGGUGCUGAAGAGAAUGGGCAACAUCCGGAAUGAGAUCGGGGUCUUCUACAUGAAUCAGGCUGCCGCCAUCCAGACGGAGAGAGUGGUGAGCAAAAGCGUGUCGGCCGCAGAGCAACAGCUGUGGAAGAAAAGCUUCUCUUGUUUUGAAAAGGGAAUUCACAACUUUGAGUCCAUCAACGACGCCACCAACGCGGCGCUCUUGCUCUGCAACACAGGCAGGCUGAUGCGCAUUUGCGCCCAGGCCCACGGUGCCGCCGCCGCUGCCGCUGGUGGUGAGGAUGCGAGGCGGGAGUUCUCUCCCGAAGAAGCACUGUACUAUAACAAGGCCAUCGAUUACUACUUGAAGGCCCUGCGGUCACUGGGCACAAGAGACGUGCACCCCACUGUGUGGGACUCGGUCAACUGGGAGCUGUCCACCACGUACUUCACCAUGGCGACGCUGCAGCAGGACUAUGCCCCGCUGUCCAGAAAGGCUCAGGAGCAGGUCGAGAAGGAAGUUAGUGAGGCCAUGAUGAAGUCGCUCAAAUACUGCGACGUGGACACGGCCUCGGCCCGGCAGCCGCUCUGCCAGUACCGCGCGGCCACGAUCCACCACCGGCUGGCGUCCAUGUACCACAGCUGCCUGAGGAACCAGGUCGGGGACGAGCAUCUCCGCAAGCAGCACCGGGUCCUGGCUGAGCUGCACUACAGCAAGGCCGUGAAGCUCUUCCAGCUGCUCAAGGACGCCCCCUGCGAGCUGCUGCGCGUGCAGCUGGAGAGAGUGGCCUUUGCCGAGUUCCAGAUGGCCAGUCAGAACAGCAGUGUGGGGAAACUGAAGACCUUGUCUGGGGCCCUGGACAUCAUGAUGAAAACUGAGCGAGCGUUCCAGCUGAUCCGAAAGGAGCUCACCGAGGAGAGUGAGCAGAGCAAGAGCCAAAGCAGCUCAACCUCCGACCCCUCAGCCGCCAGCCUUCACCGCGAAGAGGUCGUGAAGCUGCUCAGCAUAUUUGAGUCGCGCCUGGCCUUCCUCCUGCUGCAGUCCAUCAAGCUGCUGUCCUCGGCCAGAAAGAAAGCCAGCCACAGUGAGGACGAGGAGGGGCUGCUCCAGACCAACAAGCAGGCCUACUCCCACCUCCUGAGGGCCACUGCCGAGCAGCCCACCAGCCUGCUGCAGAGGAUCGAUGUGAUCCUUCACCUGAUGGGCCAGCUCUCUGCCGGCAAGGAGCCCGGCGGGGCCGUGCCCCCACCCCCCUGAGCGGCCCGGCUGGCCGACAGCAGCGUGUGACCAGUGCCUUGUGACCGCGGGCGCCGGGGCUGUCCGUCCGUCCGUGCGGUGCUUAGUUUAAUUUACAAUAAGAGACACAAUGGGUCCUGACUGCGGGGAAGAGCAGGGGAGACCUCUGUUCUCCUCCUGGGACCUACGGACUCUGAGCUGGCUGGGAGGGGCCAGCACUCGAGGCACCGAGACGGGGGCCCGGUCAGACUCUUCCAAAGGCCUGGACAGACUCAUGGCAAUCAUAUGACUAAAUGCUGUCCUAGAACUGGGCGAGCUGGCGCUCGACGGGUGGCGGGGAGUGGUGCACUAGCCUGAGCUCAUCGGCGGGUUCGGCCUGUGGAGUGAGUACAUUCAGAAGCUGCCCACAGAGCCAGCCCUGUUUCCUUCUCCCACGCAGUUAUGACCGUGCACAAACAGGUGCCUUUUUUAGCUUCAAGACAGGAGUUUUCAGACACAAUUGGGCUAUUGGGCAGUUGGCUUGAUUAUCUCGCGCUCCAAAAGUCUUAGCACUACUCUGACUUAAUAUGGCAGUUGAUCAAGAAAGAAGAUAUUAUUAUCCCUCUUUUUGAACUUGAAACUGUGAAUAAAAGGCAAGAAAGAUAUUUUAAAUAAAUAAAUUUAUUUAUUAAGAAUA
Sarcophilus harrisii (Tasmanian devil) is the source of this 4649-nucleotide messenger RNA. It is a transcript of the gene EDRF1, whose product is annotated as erythroid differentiation regulatory factor 1. The transcript has 25 exons. Lineage: Eukaryota; Metazoa; Chordata; Mammalia; Dasyuromorphia; Dasyuridae. Gene Ontology annotation, biological process: positive regulation of DNA-templated transcription. The coding region runs from base 95 to 3994 and encodes 1299 amino acids. The record is from RefSeq and is a predicted model, not a curated record.